This is a messenger RNA of Capsella rubella, 1230 nucleotides long. RefSeq names its product APO protein 4, mitochondrial. Lineage: Eukaryota; Viridiplantae; Streptophyta; Magnoliopsida; Brassicales; Brassicaceae. The record is from RefSeq and is a predicted model, not a curated record. The transcript has 3 exons. The coding region runs from base 43 to 1029 and encodes 328 amino acids. Gene Ontology annotation, molecular function: RNA binding.
CACAAGUGAUCGUCUAGCUAUGUAAAUCAGAUUAAUGUCGCUAUGUCGAAUUGGAGUCAUAAAGUGUGGAGAAAUCUGAGCUUAAUUCAAGGAGCUAGUUACUCAACCACGCCUUCAAGAACCAACAAAUUAAAGCUUGAUGACCUUAGAAAAAUCCGGCCGAUGAUUCUACGAAGAAUCGAAAACCGAGCAAAAGAUUACCCGGUUAAAGAGAUUGUUCCUGUGGCUGAAGAUGUUCUUAUAGCCAGAAAGUAUCUGCUCAGUGACGUCACUGCACUUCUUAAAGUGAUUCCUGUCUUGACUUGCAAAUUUUGCUCGGAAGUGUUUGUUGGCAAAGAAGGACACUUGAUUGAGACAUGCCGUAGUUAUAUACGGCGUGGCAACAAUAGGCUACAUGAAUGGGUUCCAGGUUCCAUAAACGAUAUACUUGUCCCCGUCGAAUCCUAUCACUUAGACAAUAUUUCUCAAGGUGUUAUCAGACACCAAGAGAGGUUUGAUUAUGACCGUGUUCCCGCAAUCUUGGAGCUAUGUUGUCAAGCAGGAGCCAUCCAUCCCGAAGAAAUCCUGCAAUAUUCCCAGGUUCACGAUAACCCGCAAAUUUCGGAUGAGGAUAUCAGGAGUUUACCUGCUGGAGAACUUAAAUAUGUUGGGGCAAACGCUCUAAUGGCAUGGGAGAAACUGAGAGCUGGUGUGAAGAAACUCUUGCUGGUUUAUCGUUCAAAAGUUUGCAAACGAUGCAAGGAGGUUCACAUUGGACCAAGCGGUCAUAAAGCUCGGCUAUGUGGUGUGUUCAAAUACGAGAGCUGGCGCGGCACUCACUACUGGGAAAAAGCCGGUGUGAACGAUCUGGUACCCGAGAAAGUGGUGUGGCACCGGAGACCUCAGGACCCAGUGGUUCUUUUGAAUGAAGGACGGCAUCAUUACGGACAUGCCCCUGCUAUCGUGAGCCUUUGUAGCCAUGCUGGUGCCAUUGUUCCUGUUAAGUACGCUUGCAAAAUGAAGCCUCAAGGUCUAUCUUUUCCUCACUGAUUCAGUUCCAAAUCACUAAACGUAGAUAGUAGUGCUAUAUAACUCCUGGUUGUAGUCUGAUUAUGUGAUUGAUUUGGUCUUUGGCAUUACCAAUUUUCGAGAACCAUACCAAGCCAAAAUAAACCAAGGCUUUGUAGUAUUCUGGAGUUCAGACAUUAACUCCAGACGUGAUACAGUGUUAAUGACAAAUUUACAGGCUCA